AUGGCAUCGCAGGAAAAGUGUGUUUAUGUUGGCAAUCUCGAUUGGACGAUUACCGAGGAUGAACUCGGUGAUCACAUGAAGGCGGUCGGGCCUGUCGUGUCGGUCGAAAUUAUGACUAGACACGAUGGGAAAUCUAAAGGCUGCGGAAUCGUCGAGUUCAAGGAGGCGAGCUCUGUGGAUAAGGCUAUUGACACACUCAAUGAGACGCAAUUGGGUGAGAGGAAAAUCUUCGUCAGAGAAGACCGUGGCCCUGCCAAGCCCAGAUCUGAGAAUGGCUCUCCCCGUAGUGGCAAGGGCAAGGGCAAGGGCAAAGGGAAGGGUAAAGGGAAGGGUUAUUCGGAUUGGGGAUUCCCUGGCAAGGGCAAGGGCUUCAAGGGUUACAAGGGCAAGGGCGGUCUCAGACCACUACGUGUGGGCCCUCGUGACAAAGGCAGACUCGUCUAUGUUGGCAAUUUACCUUGGAGGACCGCCUGGCAAGACCUGAAAGAUCUUUUCCGUGAAUGCGGUGAAGUUAUUCGUGUCGAUAUCGCCGAGGGCUGGGACGGCCGUUCCAAGGGUUUCGCUACUGUUCUCUUCGAAGAUGAGGAGGGCACUGCCAAGGCUAUCGAGAAGUUUAACGAGUACGAUUUUCAAGGGCGUAAGCUACUUGUACGCGAGGACAAGUUCGUACAGUAACACAUUUUUCCUCCGAGUUGUUUUCCGCCCAAUGAUAAUGAUAGUACUGGUGUGACUGCUAGUUCAAUUUUUGCGAUCAAUGAAGCUGAUGAUCGCUUUGAAUUUAUGACGGCGGUGAAGACAAUGAUGAUGAUGAUGAUAUUGACUAACGUAUAGCUACAUCUGAGAUAUGAGGGUC
This is a messenger RNA of Perkinsus marinus ATCC 50983, 853 nucleotides long. RefSeq lists its product as hypothetical. NCBI's taxonomy places the organism in Eukaryota, Perkinsozoa, Perkinsida, Perkinsidae. Gene Ontology annotation, cellular component: nucleus; cytoplasm. The record is from RefSeq and is a predicted model, not a curated record. Gene Ontology annotation, molecular function: mRNA binding. The transcript is spliced from 7 exons. The coding region runs from base 1 to 675 and encodes 224 amino acids.